AUUAAAUAAUGAAAUGAAUGUGUGUCGAUUGUAAAACAACAAAUCCAUGGCUUGUAAAAUUUCUUUUCGGCACAAAAAGCCAUAACUAGGUCACAUUUAAAAUAAAAUAUACAUAAGGAGGCAACAUUUUGCAAGUUACCAACUAGUUAUCCAAUUUACAUAAGCCACAAAUUCUUUUUUGUUUUGAUUUAGGUUUUUGGGUGCUUCCCUUCUCAAGUUCAGGGUCGAUGCGGACGAUCCCAUGUUUUCUAUCAUUUCAGUGUUACCUGACUUACCUGUAUUACUCAGCUUAACAUUUCCCUUAAUUCUACCAAUUCACUGAAAAUUUAAAGUCACGUAAUAACUUCAAGUCCAUAUUUUACAUAUCUCCCCGAAUUGUGCUGUUUUUCAUAAAUUUUACGCGAAAAUUUUCCAUUUCGACUUCGUUUUUGACAUUUGAAGUUUCUAGGUUAUAGACAUUUAUGACGGCCAACAACAAAUUGGUUGAGUAAAUGCAGUUACAAAAACCACUCGAUGGAUGUUAAAGAGCAAACUCAUGUCAGUUAUGGACUUGCACACCAAACAGAGGCAAUUCUCAGGUCAACUGUACAAAUACACUAAUGUAAUGAAGGGCUGGCAGUACCGCUACUUUACGGUGGACGCCAACGCGGGGCUUUUGCACUACUACCUGUGCGAGGGCGAAAAGCCCGACGGGAGCGUCCCCCGGGGCUCGGUGCACCUGGCAGGGGCUGUGAUUUGUCCCAGUGACGAAGACUCCAAAACCUUCACAGUGAACUGUGCCUCAGGGAAUAUGCUCAAGCUGAGGGCUGCCGACGCCAGGGCGCGGCAGGAAUGGGUCAACGGCCUCAGAGCUGUGGCCGAAUCACACACCAAGGUACCAAAAAUUGGGCAGUUUUUUUCUUAUCUGAUUUUUUGGUCACACUUUCAGGCAAUUAGUGCCAACAGCCCCCCUUUACCCCCUAGGGAGCACCUUGCGGUGUUGGACGCCAUGGGUUGUGUGCGAGCACAGUUAGCACAGACCGAGCAAGCGGAUUUAGCCUUGUGUCGGACGAUUGAGUCAGCUGGGAGCAAGUUUUUUGUUGAUCCUAAUUUACUUAUGUUGAAAGCUACUUCAGCCGCUUCGUUGCAUUGUUUGAACCAGUGUAUGAACAUUUUGCAAAGAAAUCAACACGCGCAGCAAGCGAGGACUGGGAAGUGUGGGCUAACGAAACGUUGCAAAUUUUAUAAAAAAGUGUGACCUGAAGUGGCUGCAAAAAUGAGGAAAAAUCACAAAUAGCCAAGAAACAAAUCGUUUUGUCACACGAAUACAUCAAGAACAGAGCUUCAGAACUGAAAAAUUGUUUAUGACUGAUUGUUAAAUUAUAAAACUGUUCCUUAUAAUUAUUUACGUAA
This is a messenger RNA of Tribolium castaneum (red flour beetle), 1392 nucleotides long. RefSeq lists its product as uncharacterized. Gene Ontology annotation, cellular component: early endosome; recycling endosome; trans-Golgi network. Gene Ontology annotation, biological process: receptor recycling; endosome organization; retrograde transport, endosome to Golgi. Lineage: Eukaryota; Metazoa; Arthropoda; Insecta; Coleoptera; Tenebrionidae. The coding region runs from base 518 to 1237 and encodes 239 amino acids. The transcript has 4 exons. The record is from RefSeq and is a predicted model, not a curated record.